Molecule: messenger RNA, 2855 nt
Organism: Sebastes umbrosus (honeycomb rockfish)
Lineage: Eukaryota; Metazoa; Chordata; Actinopteri; Perciformes; Sebastidae
Gene: matn4
Product: matrilin 4
Exons: 17
Coding region: 384-2477 (697 amino acids)
Molecular function (GO): calcium ion binding
Source: RefSeq, a predicted model, not a curated record
UGGUUCUGGUCUGUAGUGAGGUGGGUGGGGUUUCUGCCGGGUGGGGUCUCUGCCUCCACUGCUACUUGUCCUCCUCCGGUUGACUCGUCCAGCAGCUCAUUCCACCGGUGAACCGAGCAGAGCGCGCUCCCGCCGUCCUCAACGCAUCCUCCCGGCACGGAGACUAUCAGGUCCUGGAUAAACUACAUCAGACCUAGACCCCCCAACCCCCCUCUCUCUGUCUUAACCCGGGACAUAUUGAGCAGCAGCUGGCCCUGGGUCGCCUGUCUUACCUGUCCCAUCCGGUCCUCGGAGCGUCGUGUCCGGCCAGCAGCGUGCCCAGCUCCCUCCUCUCAGUCUGAUCCAGGUCUGGCUCCAGAGUCUGUUAGAUCGCCAUCAACAGGAUGAAGAUCAUCAUUCUGCUGACCCUGGCCGUCCUCGCCACCGCCAGGCCUAAAGCAGGUCCAGAGCAGAAGUGUAAGUCUGGUCCGGUGGAUCUGGUCUUCCUCAUCGACAGCUCCCGCAGCGUCAGGCCACACGAGUUUGAGACCAUGAGGAAGUUCAUGAUUGACAUCCUGAGCACGCUGGACAUCGGACUCAACGCCACCAGAGUGGGCGUGGUCCAGUACUCCAGCCAGGUCCGUAGUGAGUUCUCUCUGAAGGCCCACGCUAAACUGGACGCCAUGGUGAAAGGCAUCAAUCAGAUCAUCCCCCUCGCUCAGGGUACAAUGACGGGACUUGCCAUCAGAUACGUGAUGAACGCAGCGUUUAUCGCCGAGGAGGGCGACAGGCCGAAGGUCCCCAACGUGGUCGUCAUCGUGACGGACGGACGUCCUCAGGACCGCGUGGCGGAGGUGGCGGCGGAGGCCCGAGAGAGAGGCAUUGAGAUCUACGCUGUAGGCGUGGCCAGAGCCGACAUGGCAUCGUUGAGGGCCAUGGCGUCCCCGCCAUUCGAAGACCACGUCUUCCUGGUGGAGUCCUUCGACCUCAUUCACCAGUUUGGACUGCAGUUCCAGGACAAGCUCUGUGGUGUGGAUCUGUGCCUGGAGUCCGACCACGGCUGUGAGCACAUCUGUGAGAGCUCGCCGGGCUCCUACCACUGCCUCUGUCUGCCUGGAUAUACCCUGAACCACGACGGCAAAACAUGUGCAGCCAUAGAUCUGUGUGCUGAAGGGAAACACGACUGUGAGCAGGUCUGCGUCAGCUCACCUGGUUCUUUCACCUGCGACUGCAACAAAGGAUUCAAACUGAACGAGGACAAGAAGACCUGCUCAAUGAUCGACUACUGUUCGUUCGGGAACCACAGUUGUGAUCAUGAGUGUGUGAGUGUGCUCAAUGGCUAUCACUGCCGCUGUAACCACGGAUACAGGCUGCUGGACGACGGCAAGACCUGCAAGGCCGUUGACCUGUGUGCUGAGGGGAAACAUGACUGUGAACAGAUCUGCGUCAGCACGCCCGGCGUCUUCACCUGCGACUGCAACGAAGGAUUCACACUGAACGAAGACAAGAAGACCUGCACACCCAUCGACCUGUGUGCUGAGGGAAAGCAUGACUGUGAACAGAUCUGUAUCAGCGCUCCGGGCGUCUUCACCUGUGACUGCAACAAAGGAUUCAAACUCAACAAAGACAAAAAGACCUGCACCAACAUGGACCUGUGUAACACGGUGGAGCACGGCUGUGAGCACCAGUGUGUGAGCACUCCAGGAUCGUACUACUGCAUCUGUCCAGAUGGACAACUGCUGCAGGAGGACGGCAAGAGCUGCGGCACCUGCAAGUCUGCCAACAUCGACCUUGUGCUUCUGAUCGAUGGCUCCAAGAGCGUCCGACCACAAAACUUUGAGCUGGUCAAAAAGUUUGUUAACCAGGUCGUGGACUCUCUGGACGUGUCUGCUCACGGCACCAGAGUGGGUCUGGUUCAGUACUCCAGCCGGGUCCGGACCGAGUUCCCUCUCAACAUGUACCACACUGCUGAUGACAUCAAAGCUGCAGUCAUGAAGGUGAACUACAUGGAGAAAGGCACUAUGACCGGUCUGGCCCUGAAACACAUGCUGGAGAACAGCUUCUCAGAGGCAGAGGGCGCACGUCCUUCCAGCCGCAACAUCCCCCGAAUCGGACUGGUGUUCACAGACGGACGCUCACAGGACGACAUCACGGAGUACGCCAAGAUGACCAAAGAAGCCGGUAUCACCAUGUACGCGGUGGGUGUCGGAAAAGCUGUGGAGGACGAGCUUCGUGUGAUUGCAUCUGAGCCUGUGGAGAAACAUUUCUAUUACACCACCGACUUCAGCGCCAUCAGCACCAUCGCUGAGAACCUCAAACUCAACAUCUGCCCAGAGGAGAGUCAGGGGGAGAUUGAGGUGAAGGACCCGUGUGCCUGUGAGAGUCUGGUGGAGUUCCAGCAGGCCACCAUGAGCAGCCUGGAGCAGCUCACAACCAAACUGACUGGGAUGACGGCUCGUCUGGAGCAGCUGGAGAACCAGCUUCUCUCCAGGAAGUGAUCUGAUCUGCAUCCCAGUGAGCCGACGGGACGCCACGGAGGAAGAAUAACAGAUUGAGGAAGAGGAGGGCUCAUCAGAAACCCCUUCCAACCAACAGACAAAAAACCUUUGUGUGUCUUUUCACACCGAGCCUUUGUAGCCUUCGGUCGGCCUGCUGCUCUUCACGCUGACAAGGACGGCAUUUAUCAGAAAGCUCGUGGUAUAGAAUCAGAUUUGUGGUAUAGGGAAUGGGAAUGGGACGUCACCGACAGCGGGUCGGACAUUUUUUGGAGGAUAAAGGGUGAGAGCGCCAUCCGCUGGCUGUUUACUGCAAGUAUCAAUAGAUAACACAAAACACUGCACAGAGAAUAAGAUUCAAAAGCUGAAUUGUGGUAUAUA